GUAUUCGACUCAAAUUUGGUAUAUUCUGUAAUGUUAAUGAUGAAACACCAACUAAAUAUUCAAUAUCAUUAGGUAAAUCUUCAAGAUUUUUAAUGUCGGAUAAUUCUAAAGUUGAUAAAUAUUUUAAUUUUCCGAAUUCAGGGGGUAAUAUGGGUAAAUUUGUAUUUAUUAAUUGA
Molecule: messenger RNA, 176 nt
Organism: Rotaria sp. Silwood1
Lineage: Eukaryota; Metazoa; Rotifera; Eurotatoria; Philodinida; Philodinidae
Source: the annotation of a GenBank genome assembly